CACCCUAUCCGUUCUCCUACCGCAUCCAGCUCUUCCACCCUAGGGUGGCCGCCUGGCCCCAGCAGCGGCCUCGCCGCUUCCCAUUGGCCGCCCGACCUAGCCCCACCCUCCUGCCUGCGCGGCCCUCGGGGCGGAGCCGGGAAGAGGGAAGCCCUUCCAAGCAACGCGUGCGGGAGCCGCAGACGGAGGACUCUUCCCGCCAGCCGGAGAUAGGCGGGUGCUGAGCUCCAGCGCGCCGAAGGAGCCUUGCUUGCUGCUCGAGGCUGCUAAGGGGAAAAGCGAGCCCAAAGGAAGACGCGGUUGGAUGGACGCUUAAAAAGAAGAAUCAUUCCAUUUGGGCGAGUGCCUGGCCUUUCCCAGCCUCGCAGAUGGUCAAGAGCUAAAAAAAAAACCCCAAAAACCCACACAACCCCAAGAGUAACUUGCGCCCUGCGGGCAAGAUGCGAAAGUCACUUCCUCGCCGCGCACGCAGGGAAACGCGGAGAUGCUUCUGUUAAGGCGCGGAGAGCGGAGCGGGGGCAAGAUGUGAUUCUCCCCCCCCCCCGCCGCCUUUUGUUAAGUGCAAGAGAGAGAAAACUGCCGAGGAGGAGAAGAAGAAGAGGACGACCCUGGCGCUGGCCUCUGCUCCGGACUCCUGCUCGCGAUGAUGGAGCGCCGACUCGAGCGGUGGGGCUUGUGGGUGCCGCUCUCCGCCUGCCUCCUCUCCCAGGUGUUGGGCAUGACUCCCGACUGCAACCUCAUACUGACCAUUCAAUCCGAACGUGACAAAUGCUUGGGACACUCCGACGCUGAUAACCAGACUUCAGGCUGCAAGAGUCUGUGGGAUAAUAUCACUUGCUGGCCUGCAACAAAUCUGGGCGAAGUCAGAGUGAUGCCCUGUCCGAUCUAUUUCAUCUACUUUUCAGAGGUUCAGGGUAAUGUGAGCAGGAACUGCACCAGUGAUGGCUGGUCCGACCUGUACCCUGCACCGACAUAUGGUGCAGCUUGUGGGUAUGAUCCCAACAGCACAUUCCCAACAGAAGAGACUGCCAUGUUCUAUGGUACUGUGAAGACCGGAUACACCAUUGGACACAGUUUGUCUCUCAUCGCUCUAACGGCAGCCAUGAUUGUCCUGUGCUUUUUCAGAAAACUACACUGCACCCGUAAUUAUAUCCACAUGCAUCUCUUCAUGUCCUUCAUCAUGAGAGCAAUCGCCGUCUUCGUCAAGGAUAUCAUGCUCUUUGAGAGUGGGGAGUCGGACCACUGCUUCGCGGGCACGGUGGGCUGCAAGGCAUCCAUGGUCUUCUUCCAGUACUGCAUCAUGGCCAACUUCUUUUGGCUCCUGGUGGAAGGCUUGUAUCUCCACACGCUUCUGGUCAUCUCCUUCUUUUCAGAGAAGAAGUACUUCUGGUGGUACAUCUUGAUUGGCUGGGGCGCGCCCGCACUGUUUAUCUCUUCUUGGACCGUCAUUAGACUCCACUAUGAGGAUGUUGGUUGCUGGGACUUAAUCGAGUCGCCCUUCUGGUGGAUCAUCAGGGCUCCCAUUCUGGUUUCUAUACUGAUCAAUGUCAUUCUCUUCAUUCGCAUUAUCCGGAUCCUGGUGCAGAAACUUCACUCUCCAGACGUCGGACGAAAUGAAACGAGCCAAUAUUCGAGACUUGCAAAAUCCACCCUGCUGCUGAUCCCACUCUUUGGCAUUCACUACAUUGUGUUUGCCUUCUUCCCUGACAAUGGAAAGAAGGAGGUAACGGAAGUGAAGCUGGUCUUUGAACUGAUCCUGGGCUCCUUCCAGGGCUUUGUAGUGGCUGUCUUGUAUUGCUUCCUCAAUGGCGAGGUUCAGGCGGAGCUGAAGCGCAAGUGGCGCCGGUGGCACAUGGAGAGGUUCCUGGGUACCGAUAUGAAGUAUCACCACCCUUCCUUGGGCAGCAAUGGGACCAACUUCAGCACACAGAUCUCCAUGCUGACCAAAUGCAGCCCCAAAACCCGCCGAUGUUCCAGCUUCCAGGCCGACUUGUCUCUCGUUUGAGACCCAGGAGCCCAUUACCAAGGGACAAACGGGCGGGGUGGAAGGCAAGAAAGAUGGGACCACCGAGGACUUUGCAUUAAUUUGUUUUUGUUUUAAGACAAAGCAUUCAUGUGGAUCAAGCCAGAAUGGAACCAGGGCAAAAUCUGAAUGAGAAGAGGUGUGUCCAGACAGAUUCUUUCUUUUGCUCUUCCCAGGUUUUCAACUCUAGAUGUUGGGAGACACUUGGGAAUCCAGUACGAUAGCCCUGCACAACAGACAAAGAGGAAGCCUGGUUGAUGUUUGCAAGGACUCUUGGUAGACUUCACUGGAGCCAGCUCUGCUUUUGAGUUGUGACCUAACUUGCAAAGCACCUUAGUGGGAGAGGGCUCAGACAGACUCGGUGGGUGCAGAGAGAGACUGCCUUUAACAGUAGCACCCCAGUAAGCUACUUUUCUCAUCUGAUAAACUUCAGCAUUCAGAAUGUCAUCUCAGCUCUUGACCCCUUCUUCCAUUCUUUUGCUAGCUUUCAGUGGGUCCCGAGGUACUCCAAGAAGAUCAUUUCCUAGAUAAUUGAAAUGUAAGCUGUUGGUCUACCUAGUCCAGGACUGUCUACUCUGACUGGUAGCAACUCAUCACCAGGUUCAGAGGUUUCAGUUCCAUUACAUGGGCCGGUUUGAGGAGCUGCUGCAUAUUGAACCUGGAACCUUCUUUGUGCAAAGAUACAAGCUGCAGCCGCUCCCAAAAUGGGAAUCAGGGCCCGGCAUGAUGCAUUUGAGCCAGCUACCACCUCUUCCCUACACAGGCUGGUUCAAAAGCUGCUCAUAAGGUGUGUUUGGUCAGUUGGCACUCAUCCCAUCAGGAUACGAGAGGCCUGUGGUCUGGAGUGAGGAGCAUCAUCUGGCUGGGGAAGAAGCAUUUCCCCAGGUUGGUCAGCCUAGGGGAAGCUGGGCUUUCUGACUGGAGGUCUGGAUCUUCCUGGUCAAGCUGUUGGAGCUCAGUGGUAUCAAUAUUGCCAAGAGAGCUCUAAUUCCUGAGCAGCUUGGCUGGGGGAGUCUGUGCCUCUCCCUGUCUGAAGACCUUGGCAUCCCUUCUUUUGGUAAACUCUUGGGUUCAUAGAUGCAUGCCCAGAUGCCAACAACAGAGUCCGGUGGGGAAAGCAGUAUUUUCAAGUGUUGAUUAUAUACCAUGCACAUAUGAGGAUUUUGAAGAGGACACGAAGAGCAAAAAUGAGACUUGUACAUUGUUGGUGACCCAAUGGAUUGUCUUCUUUUCAAGAGAGAGAGCCUGUUCUCUACAUGGCUCAAAAGGAAGAAGGCCCAACAUUUUGAAGGUCUUAUUUCCCUUGAUUACCCUUCCUCAGAGGACUAGCAUCUUCGGUCUACCCUUUUAUAAAUAGUCUGGAAACUUCUGGCAGCGCUGUUUUGAAAGUGACUGAACAUGCCACUUCAGCAUCCUGUUUCCAGAGACGAUGAUUUAUCAAUGUGAAGGUUCUUGAGAUUUUUCUCUCGGUGGUCCCCUCACCCACCAUGGACACGGAGCCAACCUUAUUUCUAAUUACCUUCGACCCUGUGUUAUUUAUUUAUCCCAAUGCAGAAUUGUAAAUAUGUGGUGGAUUGUCUCCUUUCUCUUUAUUUGUUCAUCUCAGAGGCUUUUUAAAAAUAAAAAAAUUAAAAUUGGAGGCUACCAUUGACACAAGCAGAUAAUAAAGUGGUAUGGAAAGGUG
Hemicordylus capensis (graceful crag lizard) is the source of this 3707-nucleotide messenger RNA. Its product is annotated as vasoactive intestinal polypeptide receptor-like. The transcript has 13 exons. The record is from RefSeq and is a predicted model, not a curated record. Gene Ontology annotation, cellular component: plasma membrane. Gene Ontology annotation, biological process: adenylate cyclase-modulating G protein-coupled receptor signaling pathway; cell surface receptor signaling pathway. Bases 644 to 2005 code for a protein of 453 amino acids. Gene Ontology annotation, molecular function: G protein-coupled peptide receptor activity; peptide hormone binding; vasoactive intestinal polypeptide receptor activity. NCBI's taxonomy places the organism in Eukaryota, Metazoa, Chordata, Lepidosauria, Squamata, Cordylidae.